ACGGCAAAACUUUUCCUUGCGCAACUUCGCGAACUUCGUUUGUUUUGCACGCCGUGUGUUCCAGCGACAGUCGGAAGUAUAUCGGAAGCAGUGAGGAUCGCUUCGCUAAUAAGAACUGCGGUAUAAUGCUGAAGAGAGAGGUGAUACCUCUUUUGGUAGUCUUCGCUGGACUCACAGCACUCGAGCUUGCCAAUGGGACUAGCUUGUCAGAAAACCACCACAACAUCUGUAGUGAAGUAGUGUGCCGGCCUGGUAGGACAUGUGAGGUUUUGGACAAUGGUCUCCCUUCGUGCCAGUGCAUUAAGCACUGCCCUGACCACAUCAAGCCAGUGUGUGGCUCCAAUGGGGUAUCCUACGAGAAUCACUGCCUGCUGCACAAGGAUGCUUGCCUCUCUCAGAUUCACAUUUCGAUCAAACAUAAAGGACAUUGCAAGAAAGAGAAAUCUCGUCGCGGGAAGCAUGCUUCACGGCCAGUUGUCUGUCUUCAACACGAUCGUGAUCACCUGCGUAAGCAUUUCAUAGAAUCAUUAGAGAGCCAGGUAAAAACACAUCACAACUACGCCUUUGUGCUUUCACGAGCAUUUGUGCGCUGUGAUGACAACAGAGACAACAUGCUCAAUGCAGCCGAAAUGCUCAACUGCCUCAAGAUGAACUACACAGUGUACAGGGAGUGGAAAGGAGACAAGGAUGACCUAGUUGGGUCUCUGUGUGCUGAUGCUAUGGUGGAGGUGGGAGAUCAAGAUGCGGAUUGGUCCCUGUCAAAGAAGGAGUUCCAGGUCUUCAUGGAUCCCGCAUACCGUCCCCCUAUCAAACAAUGUCCACUAGAUGAUGGAUAUCACAACGACGGUGAAGAAGUGAGGGUUGGCUGUAACCGCUGCGUAUGUGCUGGUGGCAACUGGACAUGUGUUGCAAGCCGCUGUGUGUCCAGGUCCCAUGACAGGAAGAAAGGUCACCUUCGCAGCAAGAACAAGCACCACAUCUCCCGUCAGGAGUGGGAAAGAAUACUUCAGGAAUUGAACCACAACUAAGAGAACAGGAACACUCAUAAUCAAGUGCCAAAACUCAUUGCAAGGUAAUGCAAGACAGAAAGAAGAUGCACUCAAGUGCCCAAAGUACUAUGCAACUAAGAAGAAUUUACAUAUAUUUUGAGAAAAAAAUCUCUUCUGGCAUUUUGAAGCCCUUUAAUGCAUUUCUUAAACUGGUGCACUUUUUAUCGGGCAAAUUGUUGUAUUUUACAUGAAGAUCUGAUGUACGUACCAAGUGCUUUUAAUGCUUUUAUGGAGAAAUUUUAGUGAAUGCUUUUAUAGAUAAAUGUUAGCAUUUUUUC
This is a messenger RNA of Ornithodoros turicata, 1327 nucleotides long. RefSeq names its product follistatin-related protein 1-like. Gene Ontology annotation, molecular function: protein binding. The transcript has 11 exons. Gene Ontology annotation, biological process: cell differentiation; regulation of BMP signaling pathway; multicellular organism development. The record is from RefSeq and is a predicted model, not a curated record. The coding region runs from base 126 to 1028 and encodes 300 amino acids. Lineage: Eukaryota; Metazoa; Arthropoda; Arachnida; Ixodida; Argasidae.